Molecule: messenger RNA, 3666 nt
Organism: Gekko japonicus
Lineage: Eukaryota; Metazoa; Chordata; Lepidosauria; Squamata; Gekkonidae
Gene: SF3B2
Product: splicing factor 3b subunit 2
Exons: 21
Coding region: 112-2694 (860 amino acids)
Biological process (GO): mRNA splicing, via spliceosome
Cellular component (GO): U2 snRNP; catalytic step 2 spliceosome; U12-type spliceosomal complex
Source: RefSeq, a predicted model, not a curated record
AUUGGUUGGUUGGGAUCGCGCGGACUUUUGUCGUUCUCCACAGAACUGUCUACGGUGGCCGCAUAGCCUCCUUGGGAACUUAGGUGUUCACCGGGCGGUGUAGAAGGCAAGAUGGCGACCGAGCCGCAUUCUGAGACCCCGCAGGCGGGGGAGCUUCCCCUGCCCGCAUACGGGGCCUGGUCCCCCAACGAGCUCCAGGCGAAGCUGGCGGAGAUCGGGGCGCCCACGCAAGGUAGCCGUGAGGAGCUGGUGGAACGGUUGCAGACAUACACACUUCAGACGGGUAUAGUGCUCAAUAGGCCAGUUCUGCGGGGAGAUGAAGGAGAGAAGCCAGCCCCACCCCCCAUGCCGGGACAGCUCUCCGGGAUCCCUCUGCCGCCGCCUCCGAUGGGGAUGCCACUGAUGCAGCCCCCACCACCCCCUCCGCCUCCCCCCGGCAUGGGCCUCAACUUUCCCAUGGGUGUGGGCCCCCCUCCACCGCCCCCUGGCCUGGGGCAGCCUCUUCGCAUGCAGGCAGUGGAUCCUUCUGCGUUGCCUGAGGAGGAGCGGCUGAAGCUGGCUCAGCAGCAAGCUGCCAUGCUGUUACAGCAGGAGGAGAGGGUGAAGCAGGCUGCUGUACUUAUGGAACAGGAGCGCCAUCAAGAGAUGUCCAAGAUGUCUCCCUCAGUACCAAGGUCUGCUCCAGACAUGGGCCCGAGACCUCAGGGGCUCCCAAGAGGGAGUACUCCUGUGGUAUCACCAAUAAGCCUGCCAGGCCCAAGACCCCGAGGCCCUCCACCUCCACCUGGAGAAGACAGUCGCGAGAUGGAUGACUCUGGUGUGGGUCCCAAGAUCCCUCAGGCCCUGGAGAAGAUCCUCCAGCUGAAGGAGAUGCGGCAGGGAGAGCUCACCGCUGUGCCCAGCGGUACAGAUGAUGACAUGGAGAUGGCCUCAGCCGGCAUCUCUGCUUCAGAUGCAGAGGAAGAUGCAUCCACUCUGUCCAAAAAAGAGAAAAACCGAAAACGGCGGAACCGGAAGAAAAAGAAGAAGCAGCAGACAGCCCAGAAAGAGGGCGCAGCUACCCAGGAGGCUGAAGGGCGUGGGAAAGAGUCAGGGGCUGAAGCCCCCGUGGAGAUUGAGUAUGUCACAGAGGAGCCUGAAAUCUAUGACCCCAAUUUCAUUUUCUUCAAGAGGAUCUUUGAGGCUUUCAAGUUGACGGAUGAUGUGAAGAAAGACAAGGAGAAGGAACCAGAAAAGGCAGACAAGGUGGCCAGUUCAGCUGCCCCCAAGAAGAAGGGCUUUGAGGAGGAACGGAAGGACAGUGAUGACAGCUCAGAUGACGAACAGGAAAAGAAGCCAGAAGCCCCGAAACUCUCCAAGAAGAAGCUGCGGCGAAUGAACCGCUUCACUGUAGCUGAACUCAAACAGCUUGUGGCCCGCCCUGACGUGGUGGAGAUGCAUGACGUGACAGCCCAGGACCCCAAACUCUUGGUCCACCUGAAGGCCACCCGCAACUCCGUCCCAGUCCCACGGCACUGGUGCUUCAAGCGCAAAUACCUGCAAGGCAAGAGGGGCAUUGAGAAGCCGCCGUUUGAACUGCCCGAGUUCAUCAAGCGCACAGGGAUCCAGGAGAUGAGGGAGGCCCUGCAAGAGAAGGAGGAACAGAAGACCAUGAAGUCCAAGAUGAGGGAGAAAGUUCGCCCCAAGAUGGGCAAAAUCGAUAUCGAUUAUCAGAAGCUGCAUGACGCCUUCUUCAAGUGGCAGACCAAGCCGAAACUGACGAUCCACGGGGACCUGUACUAUGAGGGCAAGGAGUUUGAGACCCGACUCAAGGAGAAGAAACCAGGAGACCUGUCGGACGAGUUGCGCAUUGCGCUGGGGAUGCCUGUGGGGCCGAAUGCACACAAGGUACCACCUCCGUGGCUGAUUGCCAUGCAGCGCUACGGCCCGCCACCCUCUUAUCCCAAUCUGAAGAUUCCAGGCUUGAAUUCACCGAUCCCAGAGGGAUGCUCAUUUGGGUACCAUGCUGGGGGCUGGGGCAAACCCCCUGUGGACGAGACUGGGAAACCGCUCUAUGGAGACGUCUUUGGGACCAAUGCCGCUGAAUUCCAGACCAAGACAGAGGAAGAAGAGAUUGACCGGACGCCAUGGGGGGAACUGGAGCCCUCUGAUGAAGAGUCGUCUGAGGAAGAAGAGGAUGAGGAAAGUGACGAAGAGAAACCAGAUGAGACAGGCUUCAUCACGCCAGCAGACAGCGGCCUGAUCACACCCGGUGGCUUCUCAUCAGUGCCUGCUGGUAUGGAAACGCCUGAACUCAUUGAACUGCGUAAGAAGAAGAUCGAGGAAGCCAUGGAUGGCAGUGAGACGCCGCAGCUGUUCACGGUGCUCCCAGAAAAGAGGACGGCGACUGUAGGUGGUGCCAUGAUGGGCUCCACUCACAUCUAUGACAUGACGACGGUGAUGAGCCGCAAAGGGCCAGUGCCAGAGAUCCAGGGCGUGGAGGUGGCCUUGGCCCCUGAGGAGUUGGAGCUGGACCCUAUGGCCAUGACACAGAAGUACGAGGAGCAUGUGCGGGAGCAGCAGGCCCAGGUGGAGAAGGAGGACUUCAGCGACAUGGUGGCCGAGCAUGCUGCCAAGCAGAAGCAAAAGAAGCGGAAAGCCCAGCCCCAGGACACCAGAGCCGGUGCCAAGAAGUACAAGGAAUUCAAGUUCUAGUUCCAGCAUCUGUCAGUCACUGUCUUUUGUUGUGUUUGUUUUUAAACCCCUGCCCCUCUCUGACCCCACCUGAACCUCCUCACGGCCAGGCACCUGUGGGCUGUCAUGCGCUUAUUGCCUCUGGCUAAUGACGUCGGUUAUUUUGUAAAUAAACUCAGAGUUGCUCUCUGGAGAUCUCGUUUUCCAAGCUAGUCACCCAUCUAGUCCCACUUUUGUACCGAUUUUUGGUACUGUUUUUUUUCAGGGACGGGCUGGGAAUAAAAGGGUAACUUUGGGCCCAGGGUUGUGGGGAAGUAGGCCUGUGAACACUCGAGGCUCUCGCAGAGUUUCCUUCUGUUAGAGCCGUCACAGGCCACUCCUCAUCCCCAGCACAGUAUCCAGGCAAAUGAUGCUGCCAGCAAGCUUCCUCUUUCCACUGCCGAUACCCAGAAUCAGCCCCUCUCCUUCCCCACCUUGUUGCACUCUCUUUCAGGGCUGCCUCCGAAGGCCUCCCUAGGUGAAGACUGGGAGGGGGGCAAGAUUGGGGUACUUUGCAAUGGCAGCUGGGGGGGGUGGUCACAGAGGAAUGUUGAUAUUGUUCCAACUGUUCAGGGCCUCUUCUUUCCAGUCCUUUGAACUACAAACUAAAGGUUUCUGCAGAAUGAGAAGCAUUGGCUAACACGGAAUGCUGCACACCAGGAGAUUCCAAAAGAUUCCUAUUCUGAAUGGCGGGAACACUCACUCCGUUGCUUCCCCCACUUUCUUGGUGCACAAAGGAGGGACAAGCUGAACUUGUUGUGUUCUCUGUUGAAAGUAGGAACCAUUUAGAAGGUCUUUCUCCCUGUUUUCUGCUAUCCUGUUUUCUUCCGUAAGUCUUCUGUCCAGUUGCUGAGGCGCUUCCCUAAAUUCUUGUUCGGAGACCAGAGAGGGUAUGGUGGGCAGGGGGGGAUGAUUCUCUUCAAGUCCCUUCGGCUUCUGUUCCUUUUCUCUCCC